Molecule: messenger RNA, 371 nt
Organism: Amphimedon queenslandica
Lineage: Eukaryota; Metazoa; Porifera; Demospongiae; Haplosclerida; Niphatidae
Product: anaphase-promoting complex subunit 11-like
Exons: 2
Coding region: 47-313 (88 amino acids)
Biological process (GO): anaphase-promoting complex-dependent catabolic process
Cellular component (GO): anaphase-promoting complex
Molecular function (GO): zinc ion binding; ubiquitin protein ligase activity; cullin family protein binding
Source: RefSeq, a predicted model, not a curated record
UUACACUAUACUGAUUCUCUAGGGCCAGUAUUAAUACUCCUUAUUAAUGUCUACUGGCCUGAAGGUGAAGAUUAAGAGCUGGAAUGGAGUAGGAUUCUGGAAAUGGAUGACAAACGACACUGACUGUGGAAUAUGCAGGCUACCUUUUGAUGGCUGCUGUCCUGAUUGCCGCAUACCUGGAGAUGACUGCCCCAUUGUGAGUGGUCAGUGUAGACAUCAGUUUCACAUGCACUGUAUUCUGAAGUGGCUGCAGACUCAACAAAUGAAGCAGCAGUGCCCCAUGUGUAGGAGAGACUGGCAAUUCAGCGACUGAUUGAUUUAUUAAUAAUUAUUGCACCACUCAACCAUUAAAUCAUUUAUUAUUUAAUGUA